Messenger RNA from Dalotia coriaria, 1750 nucleotides. Its product is annotated as zinc finger protein GLI1-like. Gene Ontology annotation, molecular function: RNA polymerase II cis-regulatory region sequence-specific DNA binding; DNA-binding transcription factor activity, RNA polymerase II-specific. The transcript has 3 exons. Gene Ontology annotation, cellular component: nucleus. The record is from RefSeq and is a predicted model, not a curated record. Gene Ontology annotation, biological process: regulation of transcription by RNA polymerase II. NCBI's taxonomy places the organism in Eukaryota, Metazoa, Arthropoda, Insecta, Coleoptera, Staphylinidae. The coding region runs from base 43 to 1674 and encodes 543 amino acids.
UAGUGCACAUCGUGUUUGUAAAAAUUAAAAUUAAAAUUCAAAAUGAAUACGUUUGAUUUAUCACCUUUAACAACUAAUCAAGAAGAACUCAUCAACAAAUUCAACGCGGCAUUCUACCAAGCGCAAACAUUAAAUACAAAUGAAUUAUCUCUAAACGGAAUAAAUGGCGAAGAAGACAUCGACGAAAACGAAAAAUUUCUCCUUGAAAACUUAGACGAGACGUUUUUCAACAACAUUCAAGAAAGUGAUCAGUUUUUAAUGCCUCCAAACCUGGAAUCGGAAAUAUCAGAAGAAGAAAACAAGAACUAUUACGAGAAUUACAUGGAUAUUUCUUACAAUAAUAAAUUGAACCCAAUGGUGAUUGAUGAAGGAUUUUCGGAAGCUUUCUCAGACGGUUUGGCAUCAGAAUUAGUCACACCAAGCUCAGACUGUACCAGUACAUUUGACUAUGACGAAUUCUCCGAGAAUUUCGAACAAUUCAAUCAAUUUGCAUUCAAUCACACUGAAGAGACUAAAAAUCUAAACCAACUACCACCAGUGAAUACAAUCAAACAAUGCAACUGGGAAUUCAAUCAAUUUCUAAGACAUCAAGAAAACACUUCACUAAACUACCAUCAACUGUCCACAGAAGUGAAUAAUUUUGGACAUUGUUCAACUGAACAAGAUCAAGACGAUUUAUUUCGUUUAGAUGUUCAAGAAAAUUUGAUGAUUUUAAACCAAAGUGAUGGAUUAUUAUUUGAUGAAUCCAGUUGGUAUUCUACUAACUUUGAAGAAAACGCGGGAAAUAAAAUUGAAAGAGGAAAUCUUGAACGUGAGAGAACUUAUUCAACUGAUUCUGAUUUUGAUGAGUCCAUACCACAUUCACUGCAGUGUAAGUGGGCGAAUUGUUAUCAAAUCUAUGAUUCACAGUCGAAUCUAGUGAAACAUAUUGAAAAGGCGCACGUUGAAGUGAAGAGAGGCGAUGAAUUCACUUGUUUUUGGCAUGAUUGUCCGAGGAAAGUUAAACCGUUCAAUGCGAGGUAUAAAUUGUUGAUUCAUAUGAGAGUUCACAGUGGAGAAAAACCUAAUAAAUGUCCUUUUAAUGGAUGUAACAAGGCAUUUUCUCGAUUGGAAAACCUCAAAAUACAUCAGCGGAGUCACACUGGUGAACGGCCUUAUCUAUGUCAAUUUCCUACAUGUACGAAGAGCUUUUCAAAUAGUAGUGACCGAGCGAAACAUCAACGAACUCAUUUUGAUACUAAACCAUACGCUUGCCAAAUCAAAAACUGUAACAAAAAGUAUACAGAUCCUAGUAGUCUGCGUAAACAUGUGAAGAAUCACACUCCAGAAGAGCAAAUGCAGUUGAAGACCAAAAAUGCAUCACAAUUGGAAGAGUUUUCCACGUUAUCUGCACGUCUUGCAUCAAGAUUAUCAUCAAAUACUACUAAUACUACUAAUUCAAUUACGAGUAUUACUACUACGUCCGUGAUGAUAAAACAGGAGAUUAAAGUUGAAGAAACGAAACACAAUUCUUCACAAACCACUUCUUUGGCAAAAUGUAACAAUGGUAACAGUUUUUAUGCAAAUUAUGAGCAUGAUUAUACUGUCACACGACUCCGAUCUAGUUUCGAUGUGAAACAGGACUUGAAGAAUAAAUUGUCGGAAAAACUGCAUCGAAAUAUUAAUUAUAAAUAAUUUUUUUGGGUUUUAUCUGUAUAUAAUUGUAAAUAUUUUUUUCUAAAAUAAAAUUUCAUUAGUUUUUUCACUGUAA